GCCCAUCAGGACCUGUCGAGUUUCUUCAUCUUCAGCAUGGUGUCCAGCUUUUGGGUCCUGGUCAGCAACCUCUGCAAACGCCGUCUGAUCAUCAACCACAUCCGCCAGUACUACCAGUUCUACAUCCGAGGCAUCCUUUGGCACGAGGGGCCCCUGCACCAGAUCUACGUCCGGCUGGUCAGCCAGCGAGAUGCCCAUGGAAAGCUUUUCUACAGCCUCAUCAUCAACGGGUACCGCCUGGAGGUCCUCACCCUGGUCCGUUUGACCAAGAACCAUGAGCUGGUCGACAGCCUUGGACGCCGCAUCGCCCGCUACUUGAACCUCAACUUUUUCGACGCUGAGGACAUCUCCACACUCCACGUCAUCCGCCAUUUCCCCCCCGAGCUAGAAGAUGAAGAUGAAGAUGAAGAGGAUUCUCUGGCUGUGUAACGCCUGUAAGAUGCCAGUCAAUU
Messenger RNA from Notechis scutatus (mainland tiger snake), 452 nucleotides. The record is from RefSeq and is a predicted model, not a curated record. NCBI's taxonomy places the organism in Eukaryota, Metazoa, Chordata, Lepidosauria, Squamata, Elapidae.